Thalassophryne amazonica is the source of this 531-nucleotide messenger RNA. RefSeq names its product cytochrome c oxidase subunit 4 isoform 1, mitochondrial (gene cox4i1). Lineage: Eukaryota; Metazoa; Chordata; Actinopteri; Batrachoidiformes; Batrachoididae. Gene Ontology annotation, biological process: mitochondrial electron transport, cytochrome c to oxygen. The transcript has 5 exons. The record is from RefSeq and is a predicted model, not a curated record. Bases 72 to 515 code for a protein of 147 amino acids.
GUCGAGCUGUGCUUCGAGCGUGGUUUCACCUUCCUGAUUGGCCUUCGGCGACGGAGCACGUUGCUAGAGUAAUGCUGGCUGCCAGGACUCUUAGGUUUGUUGGCAAACGUGCCACAACCACAUUGAUUUGUGUACGUGGAGAACAUGGUGUUGCUAAGGUGGAGGACUACUCUGUGCCUACCAACUUUGACAGGCAGGAGAACCCUGUUGCUGAUAUCACGUAUCUACGGAACCUCAGUCCAGAACAGAAGUCCCUGAAGCAGAAGGAGAAGGGCUCCUGGGUUUUACUGUCUAAUGAGGAGAAGCUCGCAUUGUACCGCAUUAGCUUCAAGCAGAGCUAUGCUGAGAUGAACCAGGGAGCGUCACGCAGGAAAUCGGUGCUCACAUGGGGACUGAUCUUCAUUAGCUUCACUGCCCUGAUGAGUUUUUGGCAGAAGAAGGAUGACCCCGAACACAAAAAGCAAGAGCUGCAGAGCGUACUGGACGUGAGGAUCAAGGCAGACAAGGGCAUCUGAUCUCAGUGGGACUUUG